This is a messenger RNA of Exophiala bonariae, 1125 nucleotides long. RefSeq lists its product as uncharacterized. The transcript has 2 exons. The record is from RefSeq and is a predicted model, not a curated record. Bases 1 to 1125 code for a protein of 374 amino acids. Lineage: Eukaryota; Fungi; Ascomycota; Eurotiomycetes; Chaetothyriales; Herpotrichiellaceae.
AUGUUGAACACAUCUCUGCGCCGUGUGGCGGCACGCACGUGUUCUAGCACAUCCUCCCCAGUACCAUCUCGUUCGACCACUCCCAUCGCCGCAUCCUUUACGUCCCAUGCACACCAGCGGAGACAUUCGUCGUCCAAGCCUCCCGUACCUCCAAACAAUGGGUCCCCUUCUAUCCCUGCUGCUGUGAAGCAGGUUGAAACUUCAUCCAACUCGAGACAAGCCACAACCGAGUCUCGCCCUUCACGAAGGCGAAGCGCAAAGGACAAAUUAGAAGCCAAACAGGACUCUGAAUAUGCCAACUGGGCCUCUUCUCUGCCGAGCGUCCCCAGUCUCCAGCUGAACCCUAAAGAUGUCUAUCUUGCCGCCUUCUUUGGCACUUACAGACCGACUUCCAUAACGGGUCCAGUAGUUCCAGAGUCUUCAAUGGCUGCUGUGGACAAGAUUUUCCAGCCCAAACCCAAAAAAGCUCGUACUACCCAACAGGAUGUCAUCUACACUCUUUCAUCCGCCAUCGAAAAUCUCAAUGACCAGCUCUCUAGCAAAAAAGGAGAACAAAAGGAGAACGUAAUGAAAGCGUUGGUUGAAGCGGCGAAUAAUGCUAUCGAGUCCAACGAACCCCAUCAUCUUGACGGUGCGCCUCAGUCUGUCCACCCAACUUCGCCAAAUGUGAGGAUCGCUCUCCAGGAGAUGGCACGCAGGUUUCGGCCGUACAAUGUACCUCCUGCGCCGGUACCUCUUGCAGACCCCGAAUCAAAAUCUGCCACAAAUCAAGAAACAGGGAACGAAAUGUUCCUCGAGGUCGAGGUGACGGAAGCUGGAUCAGAGCCAUACGUCCAGCACGUUGUUCUCCAUGACCAAUCCACCGAAGACCUUGAGAGCAGGGAUUUCUUCACCAGCAAUGCGGCACCCAACAUGGAAAUCGAAGACCCUACUGGUUUCCAGUAUAUUGUUGGAGAAGAGGUUGAUUCCACCCCUAUGGGACGUCGUCAACAGGGACUGUACCGUCGCCCCACAAUGAUGGCCAUUAGUGUGAAGAGACAAAGACGGCUGAAAAUGAAGAAGCACAAGUUCAAGAAACUGACUCGCCGGUUGAGAACUUUGAGACAAAGGCAGGGCAAGAUAUGA